AUUGAAAAUAAUUAAUUAUUUUAAUUAUUUUCACAUUUUUAACGUGGGCUGAUCGGAUUUUUGGGGUCAUUCUCCCACCUGAAAAAAUAUCUCACUCACUCACCGUCUAUCAGUAUCAAUCUCCAAACCUGUCGCCCUUCUCCUCACUUCAGACCAGUUGUCGCCCCGCGUCCAGCUUCCGGUGACGUCGUCCCGCUGCUGCCGCUCGCCACAUUUUCAGUAGUGGUUCUGGAAAUGUCUGCUGAUAUUCACUUUCAUACGAUGAUAUGUUGUGAGACCCCUUAUGCCAUGCAUGAUGUAUGUUAGUUCAAUACUUCAAUUAGUGAAACUGUCCUCCUACCCGUAGCUAUGCACACAAUACAGAGGGUUGAUUGAAGCAUCGAAAUAGCAUACAAUGAGGCCUGAGAUCGUUCUAUUUGGGGAUUCUAUAACUGCACAAUCCUUUGGUUUAGGUGGAUGGGGAGCUGCGCUUGCUGACACUUACUCCCGAAAGGCCGAUGUCCUAGUUCGUGGUUAUGGCGGAUACAAUACUCGGUGGGCUUUAUUUUUACUUCAUCACAUUUUUCCCUUGAACCCAGAUUUGCUAGAACAUUGCAUUAUUGGUUCCCUAGAUACAUUGGAUGCAGGGUUUAGUGGCCCAAAACCGAUUUGCCUUCACCAAAAUGCCCCGUUGCUCGAAGCUCAGUUUACAAAUCAUCCCUCUUGCAGCAGGAGUUUCCAGCCUUGCUUCCAUCCCAAAAAUUCCCCGAAGGCCCCCAUUGUCGUGACAAUAUUCUUUGGGGCCAAUGAUGCGGCUAUUUUGGGGAGAACAAGUGAGAGACAACACGUACCUGAAGAGUAUAAGUAUAAUCUUAAAAAAAUGGUAAAUCAUUUGAAGGAGUACUCCCCAACGACGCUGGUGGUACUUAUUACUCCUCCUCCAGUUGAUGAGGAAGGGCGUAACGAAUAUGCACGAUCUCUCUAUGGUGAUAAAGCAAGGGAAUUGCCAGAGAGAACAAAUGAAGCAACGGGACUUUAUGCAAAAAAAUGCCUUGAACUAGCUAAAGAAAUAGGUCUUCACUCCAUUGAUUUGUGGUCCAAGAUGCAAGAAACGGAUGGUUGGCAGAAAAAAUUUCUCAGGGAUGGAUUGCAUUUCACACCAGAAGGCAAUGGAGUUUUGCACCAAGAAUUAGAGAUAGUACUGAAAGAAACAUCAGUUGCUGCUGAAAAAAUGCCUCUUGAUUUCCCACAUCACUCAAAGAUUGAUGGCAAAAACCCUGAAAAGGCCUUUCAAUAUCUUUCCUUGUGAUAUGAUCUCCCUUCCCUUGUAAUUUUUUGUUCAAAGUUCCCUAUUUGCAUUUUGAGCGUUGACCAUAAUCAUUUGUGUUGUUUAUGAGGUAAUGAUUCAAUUGACUAAGCAUGAGUGAAUAUAUUAAAUCCAAUCCGCUAAUAAUUGUAUUAAUUUAAACUCUAA
Molecule: messenger RNA, 1453 nt
Organism: Cucumis melo (muskmelon)
Lineage: Eukaryota; Viridiplantae; Streptophyta; Magnoliopsida; Cucurbitales; Cucurbitaceae
Product: GDSL esterase/lipase At5g62930
Molecular function (GO): hydrolase activity, acting on ester bonds
Source: RefSeq, a predicted model, not a curated record